ACCCAUUCAUAUUCCUCUCUCUCUCUCUCUCCACCAUCAUUUUCUCUCUCUAAAAUACCUUCGCUGUGUCCUGCCGCUUCCUCUUCCUGCUUCAUCUCCUUUCCCCCAAAAAAAAAAAAAAAAAAAAAAAAAAAAACCCACAAAACCCUCACUUUUCGCUAACCCACUUCCACCACCACCUCCAGGUGGUGCUCCGGCCGAUCAACCUAGAAACCACUUUUACAAACCCCACUUUGUGAACGACGACAAUGGCGGCCACGGCGGCCUCUGAUGUCACCGACGGACCAGUCCUCAGCCUCAUCAACAAGCGCGUCCGAGCCCUCCGCAAGAAAUUGAACCGCAUCGUUCAGAUGGAGGAAGCCAUAUCACAAGGCAAGCAAAUUAACAACGAACAAAAGGAAGUUCUUCGCUCCAAACCCGCCGUCGCCGCUCUAAUCGACGAGCUCGAGAAGCUCCGUCAACCGCUUUCCACUGCGGUUUCAGAGGAGAUCGACCUCGCCGUUCAACGCCACCAGGUCUCGCUCUCCACCCAGCCUCUCGCUGAUAAUUCCGAGAAGGACGACGGGAAUGAACAGCCCAAUGGACCCGAGCCCGUAACACGGGAAUCCGAUCAGCAGGGUGUGGUGGAGGAUGUUCUGAAUCUUCUAUAUUUUGGGUCUCUGUUCGACGUCAAGUCGCAGAGUGACUUUACGUCGACUAUGUUCACCAGGACCCAUGAACGUGGUUGUUGCUUGACCUACGACUAUGUCACCGACGACGCCACGGAUCUGCUUGGUGAGAAGGACUUGGAUUUGAUUUCCAAGUUGGGUGGGCUUUUGAUAUCGCGGCCGGUGGAUUCGAGCUUGUCGCACAAGAAUGCGCUGCACCAGUGCUUAGAGCACGCUAAGCUAUGGCUCGAGAAUUCAGACCAGCCCAUUGAGCCUAGUUCUAAUAUUACUUAUGCGGGACUGAGAGAGAGGCUGAACAAGAUUAUGGCUUCAGACUACUUCAUCACCACGCCUGAGAUGAAAGCUCCUGUGGAAGUUGCUGCUGCUGCAGGAAAUUAUGCUGCUUUCCAGGUGCCAGUGCAUAGCUCCAUCCCAUCCGUCUCGGUUCCUGUCCAGGUGGAAAACUCGGUCUCACAGUUCCAACAGGAAGAAGGAACAAGUUUUCAAGGACAUGAAAUCAGUGACAAUCAACCAAGUCCUCUAGAGGAACUUCAGGAGGCUUCUAUUUUGCAGGAUGAUGAAGUUGAACGGGAAUAUUCUGCAGAGGCUGUCUCUGUUGAUCAAGAACAAGUUAGACCAGAGGCAGAAGUAGUCCAGAGAGACUUUGAAUCAAAAGAUCAACAGUAUGUUCCACGAAGGUCCUAUCAGAAUCAAAGAGGUGGCCGUGGUGCUGGAGGUGGCCGUAGGGGUUAUCCGAAUGGCCGUGGAGGUCGAGGCAGCAGCAGAGGGGGUGGCGCCUACCAGAAUGGUCGGAACCAAUAUUAUGAGCAGCCUGGAGGUUAUUAUCCAAGGAAUUAUUACAGCAAUAACCAUAGGGGAAGAGGGGGAAGGGGUGGUGGGCCACCUUACAACAAUAACCAUGGAUCUGUUCAAGUUGGUCAAGCCUCAGCCAGCAUUGGGGUUGGUUCAUGAUGUCGAUAGGAUGCAUGUCACUAGCUUUAUGUGUGGGUGGUGAAACUUUCUUUCCUUUGCAUGAAGAAUUGAUCUUGAAUGUGAGUUACCGACAGAAUUCACCAUCCAUUACACUUUUUUGUAGUCAAGUUAAUGAAGGAUUUCAAACCAGAAACCAUUACCAAAAAAAAAAAAAAGUAGUUUUUUGGACCUAUUUUGAUAUGGUUUAUUAGAACUUAGCUUCUGAUAGUUGAUUGACAUUCCAAUCCAAUUUAGAUUACGUUUAUAAGCAUUGAAAACGUGGGAACGUGCAUUUGAAGUAGAAUUGGUGUUUUAGAUUAUGAACUCGAUAUGAAGAAUCUAGGACGGUGAAAAAAGUUGCUUAAUGAAUGGUUUCACUUUUGUAA
Ziziphus jujuba (common jujube) is the source of this 2005-nucleotide messenger RNA. RefSeq lists its product as uncharacterized. The coding region runs from base 249 to 1619 and encodes 456 amino acids. NCBI's taxonomy places the organism in Eukaryota, Viridiplantae, Streptophyta, Magnoliopsida, Rosales, Rhamnaceae. The transcript is spliced from 4 exons. The record is from RefSeq and is a predicted model, not a curated record.